AUGGUGCUAGGCGGGGAGAUACCACAGAUGCCUAGAGACAACAUCUUCACACCAAGCCACGGCUCCAGAAAAAAUGCAUCCAAGGUCAUGGUGGUACUCACCGAUGGGGACAUAUUUGAGGACCCACUCAACCUCACUACUGUCAUCAAUUCCCCAAAGAUGCAAGGUGUUGAGCGCUUUGCCAUUGGGGUGGGAAAGGCAUUUGAGAAUAAUAAGACCUACAGUGAAUUGAAGCUGAUCGCCUCAGACCCCGAUGACAGAUAUGCCUUCAAGGUGACCAACUAUACAGCCCUGGAUGGACUGCUGAGCAGACUGCAGCAGAAUAUAAUUCAGAUGGAAGGCAUGGUUGGAGAGGCCCUCCACUACCAGCUGGCACAGGUCGGGUUCAGUGCCCAGAUCCUGGAUAAGGGGCAGGUGCUGCUCGGUGCCGUCGGGGCCUUUAACUGGUCGGGGGGCGCACUGCUCUACGACAUGCACAGCCGCCGGGGUCGCUUCCUGAACCAGACUGUGGCGGAUACCAAGAAUGCGCAGUACAGCUAUCUAGGUUACGCAGUGGCCCUACUGCAUAAGGCCUGUGGCCUCUCCUAUGUGGCGGGGGCUCACGGUACAAGCAGCGGGGGGCCGUGUUUGAGCUCCAGAAGCAGGGCAGAGAGACCAACUUCGUGCCAGUGCUGGAGGGAGAGCAGAUGGGAUCCUAUUUUGGCUCUGAGCUGUGCCCUGUGGACAUACAUGGAUGGGACCACGGACCUCCUGCUGGUGGCGGCUCCAUUCUACCACGUUCACAGAGAGGAAGGCAGAGUCUAUGUGUACCAUCUGAACGAGCAGAAUGGUUCCUUCUCCUUGGCAUGCACUCUGAGUGGGCACCCUGGAUUCAUUAAUGCCCGAUUUGGCUUUGCCAUGGCAACAAUAGGGGAUAUCAGUCAGGAUAACCUCGCAGAUGUGGCCAUUGGGGCCCCCCUGGAGGGUUUUGAGGCAGUUGAUGGCAUCAGCUUCGGCAGCGUGUACAUCUACAAUGGACGCCAGGAUGGCCUUUCAACUAGCCCCUCUCAGCGGAUCAAAGCCGCAGCGGUCGCCUCAGGACUCCACUACUUCGGCAUGUCAGUGGCUGGUGGCUUCGAUCUGACCGGUGACCACCUUGCUGACAUCACUGUGGGCACUCUGGGCCGGGCAGCUGUGCUCCGCUCAAGACCUGUGGUUUACCUGAAGGUGUCCAUGACCUUCACCCCCAAGGCACUGCCCAUUGGCUUCAACAGCAGUGUGAAUGCAUGUUUGUGUUUUGAAAUCAGCCCUAUGACCACAGCUGCUAAGUCAGGCUUCAGAGAGACACUCCUAAACUUCACGGUGGAUGUGGACGUGGUGAAGCAGAGGAAGAGGCUGCAGUGUUCAGACAAGAGAAUUUGUCAGAGCCACCUUAAGGAGUGGGAUGGCGGUGUGUCCCGGCUUUGUGAGUCCCUCCUGCUCAUUCCCACAGAGGGAGAGCUCUGUGAGGAGGACUGCUUCUCCAACAUCAGUGUCAGCGUCAGCUACCAACUCCAGACCUCGGAGGGCCAGAGGGACCAUCCCCACCCUGUUUUGGACUUCUACACUAAGCCCUUCGCCAUCUUCCAGCUGCCCUAUGAGAAGAAUUGCAAGAAUAAGUUGUUCUGUGUUGCUGAGUUACAGUUGGCCACCACUACCUCUCAGCAGGAAUUGGUGGUGGGUCUCACAAAGGAGCUGACUAUGAACAUUAACCUAACUAACUCUGGGGAAGAUUCCUACAUGACGACCAUGAGUUUGAAUUACCCCAGAAACCUCCAGUUUAAGAGGAUACAAAAGCCUUCUUCUCCAGACAUGCAGUGUGAUGACCCUAAGCCAAAUGCUUCUGUGCUGGUCAUGAACUGCAAGAUUGGUCACCCUAUACUCAAGAGGUUGUCUGCAAACUUUUCAGUAGUUUGGCAGCUAGAGGAGAAUGCCUUUCCAAACAGGACAGCCAACAUCACUGUGACAGUCACCAAUUUCAAUGACAAAAAGUCUUCAGUCACACAGAGCCACAGCCUUCAAUUCAAGCAUGCCUUCAUUGCAGUUCUCCCUAAACCUUCAGUGAUGUACAUGAACACAAGCCAGGGGCUUUCUGUCUACAAAGAAUUCCUCUUCAAUAUACAUGGAGAAAAUCUGUUUGGAGCUGUAUUCCAGCUGCAAAUUUGUGUUCCAAUCAAAUUACAAGCUCUCCAAUUUAUAAGAGUGAAAAACGUGACAAAGAUUCAGGCCCACACCGAGUGCAAGUCUAGUCAGAAGUCAGACCGCUGUGGGAGCGAUCCUGCUCGGUAUGUGGAAGAAUGGUAUUCAGUGAACUGUACCAUCACUUCGAAUACAGAAAACGUAACAGUGGCCGCGGAGCUGUCCUUGAAUCAAUCUCAGCAGUUACCAAGAGGUGUAACUGAACUGCAGAUCGUUGGUGAAAUAUCUUUCAACAAAUCUCUAUACGAGAGGCUGAAUGCAGAGAACCACAGAACUAAGAUCACUGUCAUCUUCCUGAAAGAGGAGUAUUAUUUGUCUGUCAUCAUUAUUAUUGGAAGCAGUGUUAGUGGCCUUCUGGUUUUGACUGCGAUUGUAAUCAUCCUAUUCCAGUGUGGCUUUUUUAAAAGAAAAUACCAACACCUGAACUUGGACAGCACAAGGAAGACCCAGCUGAAAUCCAAGAAUCUGCUCGUAGAAGAUUAGGACCAGGUUCCUCAUCUGUUGGGAGAGAACAUCAACCAGUCUUGGUGUCGUUCCUUUUUUUUUUUUUUUUUUUAAAGAUGAUCUAGAGUAGAAUCUAACAAAUUAAUUGUGGAAUAUUGUUUUUUAACCAUACAUUGUACUAAAAGUGUUUGUGUGUUGUGCAGAAAAUAAACUUGGUAAACAUCUGAUAUUAAAUAAAAUUAAAC
Messenger RNA from Neomonachus schauinslandi (Hawaiian monk seal), 2906 nucleotides. RefSeq names its product integrin subunit alpha E (gene ITGAE). Gene Ontology annotation, cellular component: external side of plasma membrane; integrin complex. NCBI's taxonomy places the organism in Eukaryota, Metazoa, Chordata, Mammalia, Carnivora, Phocidae. Gene Ontology annotation, molecular function: integrin binding. The record is from RefSeq and is a predicted model, not a curated record. Gene Ontology annotation, biological process: cell-cell adhesion; cell-matrix adhesion; cell adhesion mediated by integrin.